ACUACUUGCUCGUAUCCCAGAAAUGCUGAUCAUAAAAAUUUAAUAAAGUGGGUCGAAACUUCAAAAAAACCAAAUAAAUCUUGGUUGCAGUCACAAAAAAUUACAGUCAUUAAAAAAACGACAUCUUUCAAAAAAGGAUUAUCACGCUUAGAGAAAUAUAUGGAUACCUUAGAUCCUGGAACAACAACUGCAUCUGAAAUGAGUGGCACUGAAGAUUCGUCCGCAUCUUUAAGUCAGUGCAAGUCGAACUUGCUCGCGGCAAUAGCAUCUUCAUCUUCUGCAGAUGACAAAGAUGAUAAUGGAGAAAAAGGGUCCAGAAUCGACAAAACCAUACCCAUUGUAGACGAUUGGGACGAAAUUCAGAAAAUAAUCAGUGCACCUUCUGAAACGAAUUCCACAGGCCAAAAAAGAAAGGCGGUUGACGAAAGUGAAGAUUAUAACGUCAAGAAAAAUUUGAUCAAAAUGUACGAGAAAGCGCAAGAAGAAUUGAAAAGAACAUACAACUCCACAAAUUUUGAGGUAACUAAACGUCUUGAACAAUGCGAAACAACGUUGCUGAUAAACAUUGGUCAACCAAUGGGAAAAGGAGUAACUAGUGAUUUGAAAAGCUUGGAAGUAAAAUUACCAAUUGUGGAAUUACAAGUUUUUGAGAAAUUCGAUGCUUCGUUAGCAACAAGCAAUGAAAAUGCAAUAGCUUUGAAAAAUGUUAUGCAGUCGUAUGCUCGAGGAAAAAAUACAGUCACAUUUGCUAUUCGUGCAAUAUUGUCGGAAGUGAUAAGUAAAGAUGUGCAAGUGAAAUUUUCCGGAAAGGGAAAAGCUCAACCGAAAACGGCAUCUAAGAAAGACUUUAGCUCGACGAAUACCUAUAAAUGUAUGAGGGAGAUUAUCAUGAAACAACUGGGAAGUACUACCAAUGAAAAACAGAUUGGCGAAAAGACGGGCAAAUGGCUUAAAGGAGCUUCGGACAGAGAUGGUGGUCGACAAGCUAGAUAUAAAAAGCUUAAUAACGGUCAAGAAUCAGAAAAUGCUUAAAAUCUUUGUUUUUAAAAAGAAAGUUUAAUUUUGUUUAAAAGUUGGAAUUAAAACUAAAAAUUAAUUUUAAUAAGUUAUUAAUGUAACGAUGCCAAACAAAUCGCUAGAAAAAACCAUUUUUUAAGAUUACUUUUAUUUAUUUCUUAAUAAUAUAGAUUUCACUAAUGUCGCA
Leptopilina boulardi is the source of this 1204-nucleotide messenger RNA. RefSeq lists its product as uncharacterized. The transcript is spliced from 6 exons. The record is from RefSeq and is a predicted model, not a curated record. NCBI's taxonomy places the organism in Eukaryota, Metazoa, Arthropoda, Insecta, Hymenoptera, Figitidae. The coding region runs from base 160 to 1032 and encodes 290 amino acids.